UUCACUGGAGCACUUUUCGUGCCGCAAUAUAUUUUAACCGUGCACAGAAAUAAGUCAUGACUGGAUUUGGCAUAUGCCACUUGGAAAGUAUUUUUUAUUUAGUACCAUUAUAGUUUUCUGCCCUUUGAAGUAGUAUCCUUCUGGCUUUCUACCAGUCAGCUACGUCCACUUUCAAGUUAAUUAUGUUUGUUUGUUAUACUGACGAUAAGUAUAUAUUAAGUUAAUUGAUCAAUAACAAUUUCUGCUAAGAAUCACUAACUCUAACAAGCCAUUUUAUGGAAAUGAAAAACGUAUCGAAAGCACGUCCGUCAUAUUUUGUUUUGAUAAAAAUACGAACCGUGUGGUUUAAUGUAUUAUCACAUAAUUGAAUUAAAUGGAACUUUCCAGAGGUUUAUUUCUUCACGUUUUAUGUGGUUGUAUUUACGUGUCAGUACAAAAGAAAGGAAUGUUAUCUUAAUAUCAGUUGUCUGGCUGACCAAACGGAAGAAAUACUUUGGAAAAUAUUUGGGUGCUAAAAACAAGCCAGGUUUUCCAAACAGAUAUAACUAUUUAACGUCGUGAUGUUUUGGAAUUUUUCCUACGCAUGAAGAAAUAUGCAAUGUAAUGAGAGUAGAAACACUUAUAGAUUUCGUUUUAAUCUACCGAAUUUCCUUGUUCGUACUGUGGUUUCACCGCCAUGGUUAUAUUUCAAGUGUUUCGGCAAGUAAUUAUUAUCAUUGAUUUACCUAAGUUGGCUUUGAAACAAAAUUGAGCAUGUCUAAUAACAUUUUAGCGCACAUUGCUUUGUUUUUUGGGAAAUGCCUAACAUUCUUCAUCAUCUAACGCAAUAAAGACAAUGACAGGUGUCGCAUAUUUGACACACUAGGGUGCAUCACGAAUGAACUUGGCCUCCUUAUAAUCGCAGUCGCUGUCUAAAUACUUCGCCAGUAAAGAGUAGGUGCGGUUGCAUAGAGACAGUGAGAAAUACAAAAAUAAAUAAAUACUAAGACGAUUUAGCCAACAUCAUACUGCCUAAAGACACAUUCACCAGACGUCGAAGAGAGAAUAACAUUUUAGUAACUCUUGUAUUUUUAUCAGAAAAACCCUGCAAGUAAAAUGUCCAACAAUACGACCGAAAAACCAGAUGAAUUCGCUAUUUUAACAGAAGGAUUUCGAAAGGAUCAACUUGUUGCGUUCUGUAUUAUCUUUGUAAUUGGUUUAGGGGCGAAUUCUAUGGUGCUAUUCAAUGGAAUACGUAGACGAAAGCUGAUCAAACACUUCAGUAACGACUUUGUAGUAAGCAUGGCUUUUGCUGAUUUUGGCGUAAUCGUCUUCACAAUUCCUCUGAUGUUUGUUGAGUAUCUGUUGGGAUUUAAAGGGAUGAAUACUUUCAUAUGUACUUAUAUUGUACCAAUACGUGAGACCUUUCAGGGCGCUUCUAUCUUCAGUGUUGUCACGUUGGCCAUCCUACGAGUUCGCCAAGUAACGACCCAACCUUUCAAACAGUUUUCAAAGAAGACAAGCAAAAUUCUUGUUGUGGCAAUAUGGAUCAUAAGUGCUCUGUUUUUUACCUUCUCGUUGUAUGAUGGUAUUUAUAUAAUCACGGAGGAUGGUAUUUGCGAUCCUAAAUGGCCCAAUCUUGUAAGAUUGAGGAUUCACAUCACGAUAAUCAAUUGCAUCUUCAUCUCGCCGUUAGUCGUGGCGACAAUCUCGUAUGGGUUUAUCAUCUUGAAAGUUACCAAUUUGAAUAUUGGGUCAGAUCCUGAGUCCGAAAGGUUGACAAAAAGAAAUCGAAGUAUUGCGAUGCUGAUGAUUGUGUUGAUUCUAUCCUGUUGGAUAACCUAUACACCGUUAACAAUUUAUCUUUUUUUGGGUAUCUACUCGGAUAUAGAGCAAGACCCGCAGAUAUGGCGAAUUGUUUCAGUUUUAUUUAUUGGUGGUUCGGCUCUUAACCCUGUCCUAGUGUUGCUGACGAUGCCUAAAGAUUAUCGUUUUGACAUCGAGUGUAAACGACAACGACGUGUUGGCGUUGAUGAACCGAACGCAGUACAAAAUGAGAUUGUAAAGUCAACUAUCCGUCUUCAAGACCGAAAUGGAGUCCUACCAUACUGAAGACAUUUAUCCUGCGUGUCUGCAUUUUAGUAAUUGUCUUUGGGCGAACCAUUUGUCUUUGGAGGGGGGGGGUUAAUUCCUUAGCCAAUUUUUAGGGGAGUUGUUACCUUUGCAAACAAUUGCGGAAGAAAAAAUGAAUAAUGAAAUCAAAAUUUCCAUACUGAUUCCUAUACUGAUUAGUGGUAUUAAAUUGUCGGGCUGGCUACACCACUGACCCUUUGUAUAACAUACAGCGUUUAUCGCGUAUUAUUUUUUAGUAUUUACUGCAAACUAUUUUUCCAAAGAUCACCUCCCGUAAAGAAUGGUUCGUCCACAAGGCAAUUUCAAAACCUGGUCCUGAUUUUUUUGAAUCUAUGUUGAAAAAGGAACCAGGUUAGAGAUUAGUUUCACCAAUUUUAUCACCGAAACGUUUUCACCCACACUCGAAUGGUAUCAUUAAAUUAUCAAGUCCUAUCUUAUCAGGGAUUUUGUCUGAAAUAAUCUAAAUCAAGGCUCAGCCGGGUGGAAUCAUGGACAUACCAUCAUAGUUAUGAGGUCAAUGUUUAUUCAAUUAUUUCAGAGCCUUCCACCUUUUUUUCACUUUCGUAUUGUUCCCUACCCAUGGAUGGAUAUGCCAUUCUUAAAUGCAUGCAUGGUGACCCAAUUCAACACAAAUUUUUUGUCCAUUGCUUGAAAAUUAUAUUCAAUUAUAUUUGAAACCUAAAAUCUGAAGAUGAGUUCAGAAUGUAUCGCUAUUAUAAAACGUAAUCAUUAAAUAUAAAUUAACCACAUAUAAUAUGUAAAUAUAUCAACGUACACAAGUCCUAAUUUUCAUAUCAGUUUAUUGCGUAUAUGGACCAAACUAUAUAUCUUGUGUAUUUUACAUUAUAUAAAUAUAUUAUAAGUGCAUGCAAAAGACAACAGUCAUGUAUAUAGAAAUCUGCUUCAUAAAAAUGAAGUGACUAUGUAUUUAUAUCGAUCUUCUUAAUAUAUAUAAUAUGUAUAAAAUUCAAACUAGACGCAUACUUCAGACACACGAACAAAUCUCACGCCUUUUCAACAAUUAUUCAAUUUAAACUGGGUCUGUAUUUGACUUGCAUCAACAAGAACAUUUUUUUCCUCUACUUCAAUUAAACAAAUUAUUUUUACUUUCCAUUUUCCUUUUGAAUGUUCCGGCUCACUUUACGUGGCCUGAAAUGAAUGUUUAAUAUAGCUUGUUGGUGUCUAUAACCGUAAUACCUAUUAAACACUAAGUUUUGUUAAAAUAUAAUUCUCACAGCACUUAUAUAGACUGUGCUACAAGUUCAACUUACAGUCACACCAACAUGCGACACGUUUCGAGUGACUUAAUUAAGCGACAGAAAAGUAAAAACAAAUAUUACUCAGUAUUAAAUCUGCACGAUUUUUCGUGUGUAUGCAUCUAUCUUACUCAAUCUCAGCAACACAGUUUGAUUAUAAUUUGUAAAUAGAUUUAUCACAAUUAAAAUUUAUGAAAUGAUUCGUAAAGACUUGUACAUAUAUAUAAAACAAAUAUCUCAUUUCUGUUAACUUACUACAUGCUAUGGCAGCAAAGUAAAGCGGGACUGCGCAAGCCACGUAGAAAGUUUUUGUAUAUAAUAUAUAUUUAUACUAUGUAUAAUAUAGAUGAGAAAAUUUCUUGAUGCUUGUGCAUUUUAUUGCAGUCUCCAUUGGUUUAAUCUAAGUGCAAAUAUAAAUUGCGAGUAUAUAUAUUUUUUAUGCUCGCUACUGCCUAUUGGAGGUUAAACUGCCCGUGAUAAGCAUACUUAUACUAAUUGCGCUUAGUUAAGCCAAUCAGCAUCAAGAAAUAUUUAGAUCUAUAUCUCAUAUAUAUAAUUUGAAUUCGUUGAACUUAUAUAAUUUUGAUG
Messenger RNA from Dendronephthya gigantea, 3956 nucleotides. RefSeq names its product neuropeptide SIFamide receptor-like. The transcript has 2 exons. Gene Ontology annotation, cellular component: membrane. Bases 1096 to 2091 code for a protein of 331 amino acids. NCBI's taxonomy places the organism in Eukaryota, Metazoa, Cnidaria, Anthozoa, Malacalcyonacea, Nephtheidae. Gene Ontology annotation, biological process: G protein-coupled receptor signaling pathway. The record is from RefSeq and is a predicted model, not a curated record. Gene Ontology annotation, molecular function: G protein-coupled receptor activity.